AUGCCCUCGUUACUUCGCACAGCAUUGCUCGGCAUCAUGGCCGCUGCAGCUGCUGUCGGUGCAGCUAGCAGCACCACCGCCGCCGUCCCCUCACCCAGCACCAGCACCAGCUCCAGCUCCAAGGCAUGCAACAACUCACCAACGCUCUGCGGCCGCCGGUACAACAACAUUACGCACAUGGGCGCCCACGACAGCUCCUUUCUGCGCGAUGCGAGCACCGGCAACUCGGUCUCGGGCAACCAGUUCAAAAACGCGACGGUUGCCCUCGACGCCGGCGUGCGCCUCCUCCAGGCCCAGGUCCACGACAAGAACGGCACCCUGCACCUCUGCCACUCGGACUGCGCCCUGCUCGACGCCGGGCCCCUGACCGACUGGCUCGCCCUCAUCGCCGCCUGGAUCAAGGCCAACGCCAACGACGUCGUCACCAUUCUGCUCGUCAAUGCCGACAGGGCGACGGCCGCCACGCUCGGCGCCGACUUUGCGGCGGCCGGCCUCGACAAGCUGGCCUACACGCCGCCCGCGACCUCGGCCACGGCCAACUGGCCCACGCUACAGUCCAUGAUCAGCAACAACACGCGCCUCGUCGCCUUUGCCACCGACUUUGACUACUCCGCCUCGGUCCCGUACCUGCUGCCCGAGUUUGACUUUAUGUUUGAGACGCCGUACGAGGUGACCGAGGGCACCGGCUUCAACUGCACCCUCGACCGUCCCAGCACCGCCACGCUCAACAAGUCGCCCACGACGGCCAUCUCCCUCCACUACCUCAGCCUCGUCAACCACUUCCAGUAUCAGCGCCUGCUCGGCACCAUCCUCAUCCCCGACGUCGACUCCAUCAAUGUCACCAACAGCCCCAACACGGCCGCCGCCGGCAACUUUGGCCGCCACGUCCAGCAGUGCAACUCGGAAUGGGGCGCCCGUCCCAACUUUGUCCUCGUCGACUUCUGGAACGUCGAGGACCCCAUUACCGCCGUCGACCGCGUCAAUGGUCUCAGCGACAUUACCGGCCGAGCGUCGGUGAGUGCCCAGAUCGGCACCACCUCCUCGAGUGUUCCCUUGAGCUACCACGGCAUCAGCGGUGGUCUUUUGGUCUCUUUGGCCUCUGCCAUGGUCCUAUUGGCCUAA
This is a messenger RNA of Cordyceps militaris CM01, 1122 nucleotides long. Its product is annotated as PLC-like phosphodiesterase. The transcript has a single exon. NCBI's taxonomy places the organism in Eukaryota, Fungi, Ascomycota, Sordariomycetes, Hypocreales, Cordycipitaceae. Gene Ontology annotation, molecular function: phosphoric diester hydrolase activity. The coding region runs from base 1 to 1122 and encodes 373 amino acids. The record is from RefSeq and is a predicted model, not a curated record. Gene Ontology annotation, biological process: lipid metabolic process.